Messenger RNA from Oncorhynchus masou masou (cherry salmon), 1322 nucleotides. Its product is annotated as XK-related protein 9-like. The transcript has 2 exons. Lineage: Eukaryota; Metazoa; Chordata; Actinopteri; Salmoniformes; Salmonidae. Gene Ontology annotation, biological process: phosphatidylserine exposure on apoptotic cell surface; apoptotic process involved in development; engulfment of apoptotic cell. The annotation marks the transcript as partial. The record is from RefSeq and is a predicted model, not a curated record. Gene Ontology annotation, cellular component: plasma membrane.
GCAUCUGCAUGGUGGGCUCAUUCAUCAACAUCGCCUGGGCUAUAGUGGACUACCGUCGGUGUCUCCGUCGAUCCUUACCCCAGGUCCAAGAGAUGCCUUCUGGCCUUCCUACCUUCGUUUACCUCCUGUACAAGCUCUUGACCAUCACCGCUCACAUCCUCAGCCUCAGCCUCUUCCUCGUCCUCAGCCCCUACAGUACCCUGGGGAUGGCUGUCGUCUGGCUGGCCGGAACCCUCUGGGCCCAUUGGGUCCGUACUGACUUCUGCACGUCUAAAGGUCUAGAGAGGCUCUAUCGGAUCGUCGUGGGAGUCGUCCUCAUAUUCACCUUCUUUAACGUGAAAGGACAGGAUACCAGAUGGCCGAUGGCUGUGUACUACGUUCUCUUUGCGUUAGUGAACCUCUCUGGUCCUUUGCUGCUGGUUCUGGUGAGGCCAGAGGUUAACGCUACUGAGUACUUUUGGCCGGUGACUCUGCUGAUAUUUGGAGGGACCGUUCUAGGGCUGGUCUGUCUGCUCCUGUAUUAUACUGUCUGCCAUCCCAGAGGGAGGAGUCUACAGGCAGAUGAGGUGGAUGGAAACACGGGACAGGAGAGAGAAACAGAGACGCCAGACAACAUGGUGAGAGUUAGGAACUUCCUACAGCUCUGAGCCUCGUUUCCUGCACCACUCUGAAUGACCUGAACGACCUGAACGACCUGAACGACCUGAACGACCUGAAUGACCUGAACGACCUGAACGACCUGAACGACCUGAACGACCUGAACGACCUGAAUGACCUGAACGACCUGAAUGACCUGAAUGACCUGAAUGACCUGAAUGACCUGAACGACCUGAACGACCUGAACGACCUGAAUGACCUGAACGACCUGAAUGACCUGAAUGACCUGAAUGACCUGAAUGACCUGAACGACCUGAACAGUUAAAAAGGAGUCUGAUGUUUGACCUUUCAGGACUGGUCCCUUCAGCUGAGAUGAAGGAGAGGACAUAAUGGAGUCACUUCACGCCAGUGAAACACAGCCACUAUCUGUGGAUUCAGGAUGUGCAACGCAAAACAGAGAACACAAGGUGGCACUGUUGUCUCUCUUUACAGGCUAUGGCCAUCUAGCAUUUUGGGGUAAAGUGAAGAGGAAGACGUUGCUAUGGACGUUGCCGUUGCUAUGAUGACGUUACUAUGGACUUUCUCUUUGAUAUGUUAAAGACUCUUUUACUGACCUGCCAAUAACUGAAAGAUGUCUAAUUUAUUUUAAUCUCUGACACACUUUCCACUGUUCCUGCUAGUUUAACUGUCCUUUCUGAUGUUCUGUGUACUAUUUACUAUCUGUG